Messenger RNA from Carica papaya (papaya), 1216 nucleotides. RefSeq lists its product as uncharacterized. Lineage: Eukaryota; Viridiplantae; Streptophyta; Magnoliopsida; Brassicales; Caricaceae. The record is from RefSeq and is a predicted model, not a curated record.
CUCCCCCUCCCAAACACGCCUUAUUUCAUCAACCCCGUAUAAACAUAACUGUAAAUCCAAUCACCCUCUUUCUUUCGCCCUCUCUCUGUGUCGCUCAGAAAAAUGGGUACGGCGGUUCUUCGCUCGCGAAACUGUAUUCAAGAUAGGUUUCGCCACGAAACCCUAACACUCGGUCCUCAAUUAAAGUCUCAGCGCAGUUUUAAUCCUAAUUCUACUCGUGAUUCUAACCCUAGCCACGCGUUUGGUGAGUCUCGCCGGAGAAGGAGAAGCCCGGUAGGGUUCCAAGCAAGAUAUUGUCCGACAGAAUCUCGAUCUAUGGUGGCUAAGUUUCCAGCUAAGAACCUCGUCAUGGGACAGGUCAAGAUCCUGAAACGUGGCGAGACGUUGGGGCAGCCGACGAAGAAGAACUAUCGCGGUGAGGGAAAAGAGAAGGUGCUAGUGAAGACCGAAGACGAUUACGAUCUUUUUCUCGGGUCCACGGAUAGGCUGGGCCCAGAUCCCGAGACGGUGCAGAAACAGAUCAUGGUUAAUAGUGCAUUCCAGGUUGCAGAUGGCGUUUACGCCGGGUCGGGCUUCUUCGCGUCUCCGCCUCCUAGUUCGCUUCCGGUCCCUGGCUUUCUGGGGAAGAGCGGUAAGGGGGCAGCAGCAACGCUCGAUUUGCGGCGUUUGCUGAGGCUCGAUUUGGUGUAAUUUGAAUUAAGACAAAAAAAAAAAACAAGAACGGAGUCCAUGGUGCGGAAAAGGCUUGACAGAAUUUAUAAAAGAUUGAUGGUGUUGUUCCUUAUCGAUAAGAUGGAUGCUUGCAGAGUCUCAAUAAUCAUCCUUUAUUUUUUCAAGAGGAAGGAUUUUUGAGUGCAAGCAAAUCCAAGAUGGUUACGAAAGCGUUUUGGUCGGCAAUGCUUAUAUCAUUUGUCGCCAUAACGGUUAAAUCGUCUAUUGCUUGAAGAUUAGGUGCCUUUCUAAUAUGUUUCCUAAUGUUUUCUCGGUAGAAUAAUUAGGUUGCGUUGUAUGAUGUUGUCGCCUGGACAGAUCGAACUGGUCUAUUUGUGGCUUGUACUGAAAUGGGGUGUGCGUUUGUGAGUUUCUUUGAAGUUGUUUGGGUUUUAGAUUUGUAUUAGUAGCCUGAGCUGUGCUGUCAGUACUUGGUUUAGGGGAUAUUAUGUUUACUUUGAUGUAGCUCCAAUAUUUCUUGAAUAAUAUUCUAGAUUUAGUAGCA